Messenger RNA from Cucumis sativus (cucumber), 2028 nucleotides. RefSeq lists its product as uncharacterized. The coding region runs from base 550 to 1728 and encodes 392 amino acids. Gene Ontology annotation, cellular component: cytosol. Gene Ontology annotation, molecular function: phosphoenolpyruvate carboxykinase (ATP) activity; ATP binding. Gene Ontology annotation, biological process: gluconeogenesis. The record is from RefSeq and is a predicted model, not a curated record. The transcript has 10 exons. Lineage: Eukaryota; Viridiplantae; Streptophyta; Magnoliopsida; Cucurbitales; Cucurbitaceae.
ACUAAAGGUGAGAUUUUAAAGUGAAAAAUCCAGUUUUUGGGUCCAAAUCGUUCAGAAAAUGUCUGAUAAUGAUGUUUUAAUGCAAAAAGGUUUCUAAAAAGCAAAGAAAUUUUAUUCAAAUGCAAUUGAAUGACGAAAACGAUUCUUCAAAAUGACGAUGAAAUCGAAAUGAAAAAGGCGAAGUAAAUUGAAAAGGGUUUCAAGCGUGUGGAAGAGAAAAGGGGAGAAGAGUGAAGAACAAAAGACAAUAGUGUAAUUUUGCUUUUCUAAGAAGUCGGGUUCAAAAUAAAAUUCCUUCAAGGCUCAGAACUCAAAAGGGCCAAAUUACCAAACAAAUAUACAAAAGGGUUAAAAUGUUAGGCUAAUUCUCCUUCUUUGGUGUGGGCCUAACACAUAUACGAAAAAUGGGUUGCAAGAAGCCGUGGCUCUGAGUUCCGGUCAGUGGUCGUCAGUACAGUUGGUGUUCACCGGCGGUGAAGUCGGUAGUUUGCACAGAUUGCUCGAGCGAUUUUGUUAAGAGGCAGAAAAUCGUGCUUUCCUUCAUCUUGAAUGGGAGGGUCUUGGCACUCUCAUGGUCUUAACAGUGCUUUAGCUGGGAAAGGUGUGCUAGUGUUGGACAAGGUUUUUCAAAAUUUGAAGUCUAGUGAAUUAUUCCAGAAGGGUGCCACUGUCGCAGAAUUCCUAUCAGGGUUUCCCAUUCAUGUUAGAGGCCACACAUUUCAAGGGUCAUCAAAUAUCUCCAAGCCACAAUUCACUAAACUUUUAAAGCAGGUCACAAGUCACAUUUCUUCCAUCUCAAAUAUUUAUGUUCAUGAUGGAGCAAUUGGUCCAAGAUCAACUGGUAAUGUGAAUAUUCGGAUGAUAAGCGAUGGUCCUUCUUCUGUGUUAGCAUUUUCAAAUAUUAUCUGGGAGACUUCAUCCCGAGCAAUUUCUCAGGAUUCUUGCCCUUUGACAGUUUAUUCUGCUGAAUCUAUAAGCCCAGGGGUGAGAAAUUCAAUUGGUCUUGGAACUGAAGGAGAUAAGGGGUUCAUUGCUGCUGAUAUUGAGCAUUCAAUGCUCAUAUUAUGUGGAACUGCUUUCUCAGAUAUAAAUGGAACUAAAGAAACACUUGUUGCUUUAUCUGAACCUGUGAUAUUUGCUCGUGGAGGACUUCCUCUUCCUGGAAGGCUCCUAGCUUUUGGUGAUUCGGUGGUUUUAUUAUUGGCACCUGAAGAUAUCAUUCAAAGUUGUACUGUCUUUCUGAUAUCUAGAGAUGCUGGUGUUAUUCUUUCCUCUGAAGGUGUCGUGCCAUUUUUCCGAUUUGGGGAUACGAAUACCAAUGGCCUAAAUCUCUAUAAAUUGCCUUCUGCUAUUGUUCUUAUAACUUCUGAUGACUCUAGAACCAUUCCUUCAGCUUCAAAGCUCUCUCCUGGUCAGGCUGCGUAUCACUUUUUGGCUGGUUAUCAGAAUGGUAAAUUUGUGCCUGCAUUCCACAAUGGACCUUCAUCUAUUGACCCGUUGGAACUGGCCAAGGCCUUAAUGUUUGUGUUAAAAGAGCAGCAAAUCCCAUCCUUCCUAGUCAAUGCCAAAGGAAUAGAAAGUGCAGGAAAGGAGCUUGUCACUUUAGUGGAGUCAACCCUGUCCAUGAACAUCCCACCCUUUCAAGCUAAAGGAGGUGAAAUUAAGAGAAGGUACAAAAGCUUUCUAAGCGGAAAGUAUCAACAAUUGCCUGAAGGUUUUUCAUUCUGAAGGUUACCAAUGUAAUCCUUUCAUUUAGUUUAUUACUUGACGAUGUUUUGUUUUCAAGAGCAGUGGCAGGCUUGUGUGUAUUCAUGAAGAUCGACAAAAUUUUCCAACUAUUGUGGCUUGGCCUUUCUUUUCUUUAUUUUCAGUGUAUGGACGGACCACUGUUUUGUUUUAUUUUAUUUUAUGUUGUUAUUUGUGGCUGAGAACAAUUUCCAAACUCUAUAUAUUUGGAAAUGUUUAUUUCAAAAUAGCUAAAAAGAGAGUAUAGAGUAUAGAUUGUUAUUGGCUGUAGUUUGUUGCUUA